Syngnathus acus (greater pipefish) is the source of this 3215-nucleotide messenger RNA. It is a transcript of the gene rbm19, whose product is annotated as RNA binding motif protein 19. The record is from RefSeq and is a predicted model, not a curated record. The transcript is spliced from 24 exons. NCBI's taxonomy places the organism in Eukaryota, Metazoa, Chordata, Actinopteri, Syngnathiformes, Syngnathidae. Gene Ontology annotation, molecular function: RNA binding. The coding region runs from base 109 to 2910 and encodes 933 amino acids.
GAAGUAGCCCAGUCCAAGAUGGCGACCAACUCGAUUCACGUGCUCGUUUGUUGACAAGUAUAAAUAAUCAAGGUUUUUGCUUCAUUUGCGAGUUUACAAACCUACAAUAUGUCGAGACUUAUCGUUAAAAGCCUUCCAAAUGGGAUGAAGUUGGAGAGGUUCCGAGAGAUGUUUGCAGCCUUUGGGACCGUAACUGACUGCCGCCUCAUGUUCACCAAGGAUGGCAAGUUCCGCAAGUUUGGCUUUGUCGGAUUCAAAUGCGAGGAAGAUGCAAUUACAGCGUUGAAGCAUUUUAAUAGGAGUUUCGUGGAUACAUCCAGAGUGACUGUGGAGCUGUGUAAGGCAUUUGGUGACCCUACUAAAGCAAAAGCAUGGAGCAAACACACUCAGAACUCUGAACCAGACAAACCAACCACGCAGACUGAAACUGCUAAUAAAAAGGAGAAGGACAAAAAGGAAAGCAGUGCACUGAAAAAUCUUGAGGAGGACGAGCAGUUCAAGGAGUUCCUGUCAGUGCAUCAGGUUCGGUGCAAAGUACCAACAUGGGUGAACGAUACAGUGGAGCAGACAGUCGACCCUGACAGUGCCAAGGGAAAAGGCAGGAAGAAGCCGGCUUCUGAUGAUUACCUCAACUUUGACUCUGACCAGUCGGACGAUGAAUAUGAAGAGAAAAAAGAAGACGACGAUGAGGAGGAGGAGGAAGACACUGGAGAUAACUACACCUCUAAAGAAGCUCUGAAGUCCAGCUUGUCAGAUAUGGAUUAUCUGCGCUCAAAGGUGGUACGAACCGUGGACGCUACGGAUGAAAGCAAUGAGAAGGUUGACAAGCAACAAGGGGAGGAAGAGGAUUGUGGACUUGCACAACUCAACGACAGUGUUCACAAGAGUGGGAACCAGGAUGACUCCUGCAAGAAGAAAAUCCCUGUUUCGUCUGAGGAUAAGAAGCAGGGAAAAGCCAAGAAAGAUGCAAGGCAAGAGUUUGAACCAACAACAGAGUUCACAGUUAAGCUGAGAGGACUCCCAUUCAAUGUUAAAGAGUAUGAAAUUCGAGAAUUCAUGACACCGCUGAAGCCCGCUGCCAUCCGAAUCGCAAGAAAUGAACAUGGCCACCAAACAGGGUAUGCAUAUGUAGAUCUUCACUCUGCACAAGAAGGUGAAAACGCCUUGAAGAAGAAUAAAGACUAUAUAAGAGGCCGCUACAUCGAGGUCUUCCGUGUCGAAGCAUCCGGACGGAAGACGACUGACCAAAAGGCCGAAAAAGUUCAACAAAACUUCACCCGGAAACUGAAGGAGGACGAGGAAGUAGAGGAUGUUGCAGAAUCAGGACGCCUUUUUGUCCGAAACCUCCCUUACACGUGCACAGAAGAGGACAUCAAAGAAAUAUUCUCGAAACACGGUCCUUUAGCCGAGGUGGUCUUCCCCAUUGACACUCUAACAAAGAGUCCAAAAGGUUUUGCUUUUAUAACGUACAUGAUUCCUGAAAAUGCUGUGGCAGCUUUGGCUCAGCUAGAUGGGCACGUAUUUCAGGGUAGGAUGAUUCACGUGAUUCCAUCCAUAAUAAAGAAGGAAAAAAGUAACUCUUCAGAAGCCGGCGGUCCCGGCUCCUCAACUUAUAAACGUCAAAAGGAUGCAAAAAACAAAGCGUCUAGUUCCAAUUCACACAACUGGAAUACGCUCUUUCUGGGCACCAGCGCAGUGGCCGAUACCAUUGCGGAAAAAUACGCCACCACCAAAAGCAAAGUCUUGGACCAUGAGACAAAGGGAAGCGUUGCAGUACGAAUGGCUUUAGGGGAGACCCAGAUUGUUCAAGAGACUCGCCAGUUUCUACUAGACAGCGGUGUGAAUUUGGAUGCCUUUAGUCAGGCAGCUGCCGAGAGAAGCACAACGGUGAUGUUGGUGAAGAACCUUCCAGCCGGCGUGACCGUCUCAGAGCUGGAGGAGCUCUUCUCCACCCAUGGCUCUUUGGGGCGAGUGCUGCUGCCGCCUCCCGGCCUUACCGCCCUCGUGGAGUUCCUGGAGCCCACGGAAGCCAAGCGAGCUUUUACAAGACUGGCCUACACCAAGUUUCGUCAUGUCCCACUGUAUUUGGAGUGGGCGCCCAUGGGGGUGUUGGUUGCAGCCAAACCCGCACCAGUGAGAGCAAAGGUUGAGGAAGAAAAGAAGGAACAACCAAUGGAAGAAAAAGGAGAGGAUGAAGAAGAAGAAGAGGAGGAAGACUCUGUUCCUGGUUCCACACUUUUCAUCAAGAAUCUAAAUUUCAGCACAAUAGAGGAAACACUUCAAGAGACUUUCUCAAAAUGUGGCAAGCUGAAGUCAUGCACAAUCUCCAAGAAAAAACAUAAAACUGGCAAAAUGCUGUCAAUGGGCUAUGGAUUUGUUCAGUAUCAUACCACUGAGGCAGCACAGAAAGCCUUGCGACAGCUCCAGCGCUGCAAUGUUGAUGGACAUUGCUUAGAACUGAAGAUUUCAGCGAGAGCUACAAGGACUGCUGAAGUGUCACACAAGAAAAAGCAGGUGCAGAAGAAGCAAACGGGAUCAAAAAUCCUUGUGCGAAAUGUCCCUUUCGAAGCGACUGUCAAGGAAGUUCGAGAACUCUUCUGCACAUUUGGAGAGCUGAAGACAGUCCGCCUUCCCAAAAAAUUAGCGGGUACUGGGAGUCAUAGAGGUUUUGGCUUUGUUGACUUUAUCACCAAGCAGGAUGCCAAGAAAGCAUUUGCUGCCUUGUGUCACAGCACUCAUCUUUACGGAAGACGCCUUGUGCUGGAGUGGGCUGAUACGGAGGACACAGUAGAGACACUGAGACGGAAAACAGCUGAACAUUUUCACGUGGACAGCAAAAAGAAACGGAAGGCAGGGAUGCUGGGGGAAAUUCUGGAAGAUAUGGAAACUCCACAUGAUGCGGAGGACUGAAAGUGAUGUUGCCUAUAUUGAAGCCAUAAAGAAUUGAGGGGUUGAGAGAUGUGUUGUCACUCAAUCUGAAGAUUGGGAGUUUGAUUCCUAAUGACCACCUCACAGCCUGUUGAGGUAUUCUUGAGCAACAUACCCCAAUUUUGCUGGAUCUGAGCGUGUGAAUCCACUACAAUUCAUGCCACCAUCAUUAGCCAUUAUGUUAAUAAAGAUGGAAUAAAGUACGGCAAAAGAGGUGUUAGGAAUUACAUUUAAAACAGUCUUGAUCUCAUAUGAGGGUCUAUUCAGUGUAGAUCUGUUUUAUUUAA